UCGGCAUCAUACUGAAAUAUGGGGGUGGCAGAAGCUAAUGGAGUUGGCGGCGUAGGAAGCUGGCUGUUCAGGGAUCGUUCGAGAGCAGUCUCCAGCAGACUCCUAGAAGCCUCAAGCUAUAAGUGGCUGUCUGAAUUGCCAAUCUGCCUACAUAUAGAGCUUAUAUUUGACAUUGAUGGAGUGUUUCCGAGGGGUUCUGCUGGAAGUAGACAAACUGUGUAUACAAUGGCACAAGAGAUUGCUAGCUGCACAGUGUUCUGUUACAGCAUGUUCUGUGUAAGGGGCUCUACUAGAGCAGAUCAACCAAGUAAUAAUCAUACAUGAGUAAGAUACCGAUGCUAUAGCAUAUUAUGAUGAUCGAACAUCAGGCUGGUGGUUUCACCUUGCACGGUCCUAGCCCUUAGCCGCUAAGCGCGCUAUAUUUGGAUACAGGCGUGAGUUUAAGGUUCGUCCCAGUUCCACAAGUAGUUAUAGAGUUCCCAUCUGAGAGUAGGGGAUAGCAUCAUUGACUAUUCUAUACUGUGACUGGGACGUCAUCGGUAAAGUCACUGACGUAUGAGCUAUUGCGCGAGUAAAGAUUCGCCUCAGCCUCUUCUGACUCUUCUUCUCUUCUUUUCUUUACUUCUCUUUUCUUCUCUCUCUCCGAACCAAAAUUCCACAACGCAGUAUACCUCUACAAACCGCUACUUGCAAGGUGAAUUUCAACACGAGUGCGACUUCUAAGCCUUGGAUACCAUAUCUAAAUUUACUGCAUCGCUCGAUAGUUUUAAUGUAGAGUUAAGAUCCCUGUUGUGGUAACCGACAAGUAUCGACAUCUCCACUGUGAUAUCUCGACCGACGACUCUCGAAGGCACCCCUUUCUGUAUCUUAUUCAGACCAAUAACUCCCAAAACACCUAUUGCGGCAAUACAAUAAAGCACUCGCAGCCCAACUUACCCAAACGAGCCCCGAGAAACAGCGGAUCACAUACUGGGGAAAAAGAAUCAAACGUCAAAAACGACCAAAGCACGAUCAAAGGACAACCGAAAAGAUACGACUACGAAAAACUUCACCAUGGAUCUCAAGCUCAUCAGAGACCAACACCUUGCCAUACGGCUAACUUUCGAGAACUCUGACAGAGUAAAGCGCUGGCUGCGCACUCUUCCAGCCAAACCGAUCUCCCCCGGCAAUGGAUCGUCCCUCUCCCCGGACUUCGCCAAAGCGCACCUCAUGGACCGAUGUUGUCACCCAGACUGCGCGUUCCAGGUUCGAUUAAUAUCAGUUCACAACCAUAUACACCACAAGGGGAUGUCGCUGGAGCAACUAUACCCGGUAUCCUGGACUGCAUCUGGUAGCAGCACGAGCACAGGAACCACUUUCUUGACCGCGAAAUCCCACCAAACAGCAUCAGAUGGGGGGGAAACCGAACCAGAAGAACCAAACGAACUUGAGAAAUCAAAAGAGCCACAAGAACUAGAGGAACGUGAAGAAUCGGUGGAACCAGAGAAGCUCGAGGAAAUAAAGGAACCAGAUGAACUAGACGAACUGAAAGAACCAGUAGAUUCUGAAGGACAAGAGAGACAAGCGGAACCGGAGGAGCGAGAGGAACACAAGAAACUGGAGGAGUACGAAGUACCGGGGGUAUAUAGCGGACUGGGGAAACACGAUAAACCAGAGGUACACAAUAUACCAGAGGAAGACGAUAAAUCGGAAGAACAUAAGAAACUAGAGGAGCACGACGUACCGGAGAUACAUAGCGGACUAGGGAAACACGAUAAACCAGAGGUACACAAUAUACCAGAGGAAGACGAUGAAUCGGAGGAACACAAGAAACUAGAGGAGCACGACGUACCGGAGGUACUCAACGAACUGGGGAAACAUGACGAACCGGAAGAACUGCCUCAACGAAAACAGCCGGAUGAACGACCAAGGGAAACAGAGGAGAUGGAUUAUUUGGCAACGAGAGUGAAGGAAAGGAUGGAAAAGCCACGGAAGAAGCCACGGAAGAAGCCAGAGCCUCUACACACGCCUUUCGAGAUAAACCUGUACCAAGCAUCAUGGUUUCACAAACUCGACUUGUCCGAAGAGGACUCUUUACUGGGUAAGGACGAUCUAGAUUUCCUUGCCUCGAAACCGUUCGAGGAAUCCACACGACGGCAGUUACGGCGUGGCCUUCAGCGGAUGUUCAAAACGCCUUCACUAUCCAUUCGGCGAAGACUAAGGAGAUGGAAGCAAGCGAUAGCAAAGCGGCUAGGUGAAAGAUAGCGGACUGUGGCCGAUAUGAAGGGAGGGUAUUUGGAAGAGAAGUUGGGAAACGAGUAUCAAAUUGUACUUGGAGAUGGCUUGUAUGUUGAAGAUAGUUGAUUUGAAAUUUUUAUUUUGUGUAUUUGGGGAUGGCAUGUAUCAAAAACAAAACGAGUGUUGAUGGGCCACCGCACUUAGAUUGCAUGUACGGUCCAUCAAA
Trichophyton rubrum CBS 118892 is the source of this 2443-nucleotide messenger RNA. RefSeq lists its product as uncharacterized. The transcript is spliced from 2 exons. The record is from RefSeq and is a predicted model, not a curated record. Bases 1054 to 2244 code for a protein of 396 amino acids. NCBI's taxonomy places the organism in Eukaryota, Fungi, Ascomycota, Eurotiomycetes, Onygenales, Arthrodermataceae.